GAAGAGAGAGAGAGAGAGAGAGGGGCGCUUAGGUGAGAUUGGGUUCGACAUUCGAAUGAUUCCUGCUCAGGUUCCCAAAGAUCCGGUUCCCUGGAUCUACACUGCGUACCCAAACACGAACAUGUAUUCCGGACCAGAAGUCAGUUUUCCAUAUCUGUAUUGCAAGCCGUUUGCAAAAAUGGGGGAUGACAAACCUUUUGUGUGCAACGCUCCUGGCUGUGGGCAGAGGUUUACCAACGAGGACCACCUCGCCGUCCACAAGCAUAAGCACGAGAUGACUCUGAAGUUCGGACCUGCCCGGACAGACUCUGUCAUCAUCGCAGACCAGACGCCAACUCCCACUCGUUUCCUGAAGAACUGUGAAGAAGUGGGCCUGUUCAACGAUCUAACCAUGCCCUUCGAGCAGGAAUUCCGUAAAGCCCAGGAAGAUGAUGACAAGAGAGCCAAGAACCCUCUGCCUGCCCCUGGCUCUUCAGUUCUGGACAUGAGUCUGCAGACGCCCUCAGAUGUAGUUCGAGUGAAGGAAGAGGAGCCUGUUGAGGUGGACUCCUCCCCACCUACUAGUCCAGACUCCAUCUCUAGCAAUUCAGAUAGCAGCAAGGAGCCCACAGCCAGGGGAAUGGAAUCUCCAUCUAAACCAGCAUUAAGCUCUGCACCUAUGCCCACUAUCGUCCGUCCUGGCUCUCUUCCCCUGCACCUCAGUUACGACUCCCUGCAUACCACCAUGCCUUCACCCACGUCAGUCAUCACACAGGCCCCGCCCUCCAACCGCACCCUUGGGUCUCCAACUGGUCCAUAUCCAAUGAUGAUGCUCCACAAUGGCCAACCAGUUCCUGUGCUCCCAGGCCCAAUGCAAAUGUCUUCUGUAAUAUCCCUGGCUCGGCCCAUGUGUAUGGUGCCCAACAUUCCAGGAAUCCCAGGUCCUCCACUCGGUGGAAGCAGCAGUGGCUCCUCGUCUCCAUCUGGUUACAACCCCCAUAUCGAGGCAAAGAUGCGGCUGAAGGCGGCGUUGUCUCAGCAGACCACUGCGGCCUGUGUCAGUGUGGCGAUGGGCUCCAAUGCCAUGGUGCCACAGAAGAUGGAGCAGAGCCAACUGCUGGUGCAGCAGCCUGAUGCCCCAUCUCCAGCACAGCCCCAGGUUUCUCCAGCUCAGCCGACAGGCGGGCGGCGGCGGCGCACAGUGGACGACGACCCAGACGAGCGGAGACAGCGUUUCCUGGAGCGCAAUCGAGCAGCCGCAUCCCGCUGCAGGCAGAAACGCAAAAUUUGGGUGAACUCUCUGGAGAAGAAGGCAGAGGAGUUGACCUCCAUGAAUGUCUCCCUCACUAAUGAGGUGUCUCUGUUACGAAACGAAGUGGCUCAUCUGAAGCAGCUGUUGUUGGCCCAUAAGGACUGUCCCGUCACCACCUUACAGAAGAAGGCUGCCUACCUAGGAGAAGAAUCCAUGAAGGAGAUGUGUGAGGCCACGGGUUCUCCAGCUCCGGUGAUCCAGCACAGCUCUGUGGCUCUGAGUCCCUCAGGAUCGUCAGGGCCGAACGGUGUGAGCUCGCGGGCGGCCGCCGAGGCCGUAGCCAUGUCCGUGCUGGCCGGCAUGGGCACCCAGCGGGGAGAGAGCGGGCCCUCGCACGUCAUCAUGACAACACAGGCCCAGCCCUCGGCCAGAUGAUGAGCCCAGCACGAGGAGAGGAGAGGACUGGAGCAAGGGAUGAGGCCAGAUCCUCCCUAUCCUCUUUUUCUCCUCUAUCUGGCUCACUUUCACACUGUCAUGCUGUUCUGGCCCGGAGCUGGCCCAGAGAAUUUGGGGAAAAAAAACUUUGGAGAACGAAAGAGCUUCCUGUUCAUUAUGCCAUAGACUACGGGGGCUGGACUCCGAUCCUCAUCCUUACUCUCAUCCAAAAUCCUUACUAAGCCCACUUACUUUUGCGCCAUCAUCCCUGCCCUCUUCAUACUCGUCACCUUCCAUCUUCACUCUCAUUCUUCAGCUAAACUGUAGAACAGAACAGUGCUUCCUGAACGACUGACAAUGAUGACUGUAAUCUGAUGCAUAGGUAUUAUGCACACGUGUCUCUCAUUUACAUACACAGUGCAGUGUGAAUGGCUGAUCAGUGGCAGUAAGUGAAAAGGAAGUGCUGCCGCAGAGCGUGUGCGCGCGCACGUGUGAUGGGGUGGACGAUAUGGCAAAAAUAUCACAUCACAAUACUUCAUUUUACGAUAAGUGACGUGUACCAAGGCAUUAAGUGUAGUUGAGUACCAAAAAAAAAUGAUAAAGCCUUUUUAUGUAAAAUGAUGGGAUUAGGUUUUUUUUAUCCCACAUUUCAAACAGAUCAGAAUGAGGAAAAGAGGAAAAAUGAUACAAAAAGAGGUUUUAACAUCCAAUCAGAUGGAUGAUUCAAAGAGUAACUACAGUAUGUAUGUAGUUAUAAAAGCACUGACAACUUACGGGUCUGUGGAGAAGGCGUUCAUUCAUAUUUCAUUUAAAAAGAUCUAUCUUCGGCCUCCUUUAUGGUCGACUACUUGUUAAAUAAAAUAAUAUAUAUAUAUUUUUUUAGUUCAUUCAAUUUCACCCCAAAAUGAAUCGAGCAACACAAGCUUUUUUUAGUAAUAUUUCUAAUUGUAAAGCCAAAACCUUUUUCAUUUUGAAACGGAGAAGGAAUGAAUGCAGCACACACGGGUCCUAAAGCCGGUUACUCACUGAAGAGUAUUGUGAUGUUUUAAUAUCGUGACGACGAUAUUGAUAUUAUACGACCGUAUCGAUCAGCCCUAGCAUGUGUUGUGGUGUCGUACACGCUCACACUUACUGCCGUUCACGUUUUUCUCACAUGAACCACAACUCUGCAAUAUUUUUUUUUUUUUUUUUUUUUUUUAAUGAAAGAAAAAAAAAUCCAAUGUGUGUAUCUUAAAUCUUGUCCCUCACAUUUUGGCUCGGUUUUAAUUUUAAGGAGACCAAGAGAACACCUCACCAAGAUCUGACCUCAUUUCUACCCCUUUAUAAUAUGUUUCAUAUGCAAAGAGUUUAUAAUCAGUGAGACUAUAGUAUGCUUGUGCGUGUGUGUGAGCGAGUCUGUGUGUCUCUCUGUAUGUGUACAGGAAUAUACAUCAGAGUAUAAAAUUUAUAAUUCAUGGGACUGAUACACUAAUGUUGGCAAGCUUUAUUUUUAUGCUGUUUGCUAUAUUUUUGGCACAUCCUCCUAAACACGUCGCUCGAUCGUGUCGUUCGGUUUUCCUCGUAGCCUCGUGCCCCCGUCUUCAUGACGUAAACAGGCUCAUGGUUACAUUUCAAUGUUAAUUGAAAUCUCCUUGUUGGGAUUCCUUUGUUGCGUCAGAGUUCGACGAUGGUUCCAGCUUGUCUGGUGCGUUUUUGUUUUCUCUUGUAAAGUUCUCAGCUUUUAGCUCUACUGAUUGUACAGGCUGUGUUAGAGCUGAGAUUCACAAAAGUCAGGCUUUUAAUUGUUUUAUAUGGAACGUGGCCUUGUUUAAAAAACAAAACCGAAUCGUCGUCUCUUGGGGUAAUUCUGAAUUAAUAAAUACGUAUUAUCUCUAGAGGGCAUGUGCUGAUGAUCAGAUAAAUAUCACAAUACUGAACAAAAUAUGGACAUCAUUAAUACCUCUACACUCCAUCUGAAAAGACUCCCUAUGGAGGCUCAGCAUUCAUUAUAUGCACAACCCUGUAAUUCUUUAAUAGUGACUCAGCAACUAUUAGCAGCAGCGCUACAUUUUUUUUUAACUGUGUGUUGGUAUGGAAUUAACCACAAAAUGUGAAAACUCCUGACGACUCUCAUCCUAAAACUGAAAGAUUACAGACAGGAAUAAAUAAAAUGUUAGCAUAAACAGGCAUUUGUUUUUAUUUAUUAACCCAAAAAGUAUCGAGUCGAGUUCAAAAGUUUGUACACCCUUAGGCCAAAGUAUAUGCCAUUGGCAUUUGCUAUGAUGGAUUUGUUUUAAUAAUCGGCACAUGCCUGCUAUACCCACUCAUUAACGCACUCCUGCUCAUGAAAUGCAUUAAAUGCACACAUCCUGUAUUGUUGCUCGAACAAAAUAUUCUGCCUUAACACUUUGCAGUGCCUCUAACACCCAGGUCAGGUUUUACGGUUUUCUGGUUGCCCACAGAAGUCUCUGUGCCAAAUAUAGGAAUCAACCAGAACAUUUAACAAAAAAAAAAAAAUCUAAUAAAAAGCUUUAUAUUUUGUAUUGCAACGAAUGUAACUACACAUAUGCCUUUGUAUAUCUUGAAACCGCAGGGAGAACAUGAACAGCUUGUGCUGUGUUUGUGUACUGUGCUCUUUACUGCCAUCUGGACCUGAUUCGAUGUUACUGCGUCACAUUACUUUACUAAGAGGUGGAAGGAAACUGGACUGUUUUCAAACUUCCCUUUAAUAUUAUGGCAAAAUGGGUUAAAGCUGUAGUUUGGUAGAAAUUAAAACGUUUUAAUUAUUCUGAACGCAGCCGAGAUGUGCUUAGUGUCUAAAUUGUCGUUAUGGAAAUCUGUCUCACCUCAAAUCCUUUCCUGAGUUACGCGACAGAAAAGCGUUCGCCCAGUCGUCUGUAGGACACAAGUACGAACCCUGAACUCUCAGGGGAGGAGGGAUCACAAAGUGUCUGUCAAUCACAGCCACGCUAGCCACUUUUGGGACGCAUGUGGACUCCUGUAUCUGAAAGAUGGUGGAAAGCACGUUCCUCUGAGUGUGCUUGGAGGCAUUUAGGAAAAGGGGGAAAAUGGGCUUUUGAUUUUCCAGGAUCACUGCCAUUAGCACCAUGUGAUGCUUUCAUUCAUUUUUUAUAGACCACGAUAGGUCACACUGAAAUCUGUCAUGUUUAAAAAUAAAACUGGAUGCAUUUUGAUUCAUGGGUAGCAUUUAAAAUGAGACCAGAAGCAAACACCUUGGCUGACCGAGUUCAUUUGGGAGAAAUGUGAAUUUAGCAUAAAGUUGAUUUAUUCUUUUUUUUUUUUUCCUCCUUUCUUUCACCCAACUAUUUCUUUAAACUGAACGGAAAAUGUUUUGGCAGUACGUGUGAGACUUGAAUUUCCCUUCAUCGUGUAUUUUACAUGGAGCGUAAUUAGCAGAGAAUGUAACGGCACGUCGAAAUGCACUAAAAUAUGAUCGAGGUUUAUAGACUUUUGUAUUUUAUAACCUUUGCUGCUGAGUAUGUCCUUCCUACAGCGUGUCCAUUGUCAACAUGGGUUAGCAAGUGUUGUCAUUCAUGUGCGUGGAAGGUUCAAGGAUUUCGCAGCAGCCAUAGAACGCUUAUCUUACAGUACGAUUACGCUCCGAUAACGCUGGACUGAGCGAUGUGGCGUUCAUGCUGUUCUCAGUCUUCGUGUUCUCAUAUGGGAUAGAGGAGGGCAGGGAAAACUUUCAGCUUUCAUAUUAAAUAAUGAUUGCCGGCACUUUUUUUUUUUUUUUUUUUUAAACUGUUCUUUAUUUUGUGCAGCGAGGACUGUGAUAAUAAAUACUUCUCUAAGACCCUUUCCCCUUUUUUUGUAAUACUGAAAUGUAGAACAUUUUAGGCCUACGUAUUUUUCGUCAUGAGCGUCUCAUCUUACUAUGUAAUCAUAUUCUUUGCAGAUUUUUUUUACCCCAGUUUUUAAAGAAUAGUAAGAAUGCCUUAAGACAGAUGUAGCCUUUUAUAUACCGUGUCAUUUUUUAUUUCACCUCCAACUCAUUUUUGACAAGAGAAUUUUGGCCCUGGACUUUUUUUUUUUUUUUUACACCCUAUAUUUUCAAUGUUAAUACACUGUUAAUUUAUUAAGGAAUUAAUACAGAAUAAUACAAGGAUAAAAACAUAAUCCCUCAGAUCUGUAUUUAAUAGUAAUGGUUAACAAGGUAUGUAGGUAGAAAGGCAACUAUUGAAAGACGUUCUUUCGGUUUCUAAUUGUAAAGACACACUCCCGGUUGGACUGAUGUUAAUUCUAGACUUUAUCUUCUUUACUGUACAUAUGUGUACUAUAUAUAAAUGUAUUUACUUUUUCAUGCAUGUCGAAGUGAAAUACGAUGCACACUUGCAGUGCUGCAGUUUUGAUUAAAGAAAAAGCAAUUAAACACCA
Molecule: messenger RNA, 6043 nt
Organism: Tachysurus vachellii
Lineage: Eukaryota; Metazoa; Chordata; Actinopteri; Siluriformes; Bagridae
Gene: atf7a
Product: activating transcription factor 7a
Exons: 13
Coding region: 56-1666 (536 amino acids)
Biological process (GO): regulation of transcription by RNA polymerase II
Molecular function (GO): cAMP response element binding; DNA-binding transcription factor activity, RNA polymerase II-specific
Source: RefSeq, a predicted model, not a curated record